AUGUGUCUAUCACCUACAUUGAGUGUGCAAUACUGGAAGAUUUGGGAUAAACAGUGUUGUGCUACUGAUGAUAAUGUCAUUAAGAAGACUGGUAGGUUUGCAAAGAGAAUUUGGGCUUGGGCUGCGCACAUUUUUAAUCUGCGGCCUAAUGAAGACUUGGUGGCUUCAUAUAAGGAUGCCAAAGGUCGAAGUAGUAUGAUUAAAGACCUGUGGAUGGUUGCUAACUUGGAAAUAGUCACAGAACUAUGGAAGCUGAGAAAUAAGGUUUAUUUUGAAGAUGUUGCAGUUCAGUGGAUUGGAUUUAAAGGCCGAGUAUAUCAAGUAAUUCGUGACAAUUCAAUUAGGAUGAAGGGCCAUAUGUAUAACACUUUGGACGGUUUGCGCAUCUUGAACUAUUUCAGGGUGCACCAUCGAUCGUGUAAAAUUUCUUUUCCUAAAGAAGUUACUUGGAAUCCUCCUAAUCAAGAUGAAAUAAUGCUCUGUUGUGAUGGCGCCUCUUUUGGAAAUCCGGAUCAGGCUGGUGCGGGUGUUGUUUUUCGAGAUGCCAAUGCAGCGGUGCUUGGUGCUCGUUUUGUUGGCCUUGGCUGGCAGACUAAUUUUUAUGUAGAAGUUUGUGCUAUUAUAUAUGGUGUGAUGUUGGCCAAGAGGUGGAAUGUUAUAAAUAUAUGUGUUAAAUCGGAUUUGAUGAAUUUCAUUCAAGCUUUUCAGAACGGUGAAUUACCUUGGCAGCUAAGGCAGAAAUGGAGAAUGGCGAAGGAGUUCUACAAUAAUAUUCGUUACAUUCAGAAAUAUAGGGAAGUUAAUUUUUCAGAUGAUGCUUUGGACAAGCGAGCUUGUUUACUGGCUGAAGAUACUUUUGAGUUUUAUGAGGGGAGGCCAGUUUUUCUACUUUCUGUAGAAUGGCCGGGUGAGGUUUAUUUCCGUUUUAAAUAG
Papaver somniferum (opium poppy) is the source of this 933-nucleotide messenger RNA. RefSeq lists its product as uncharacterized. The transcript is spliced from 2 exons. NCBI's taxonomy places the organism in Eukaryota, Viridiplantae, Streptophyta, Magnoliopsida, Ranunculales, Papaveraceae. Bases 1 to 933 code for a protein of 310 amino acids. The record is from RefSeq and is a predicted model, not a curated record. Gene Ontology annotation, molecular function: nucleic acid binding; RNA-DNA hybrid ribonuclease activity.